Rhopalosiphum padi (bird cherry-oat aphid) is the source of this 3061-nucleotide messenger RNA. RefSeq names its product protein naked cuticle homolog 2-like. The record is from RefSeq and is a predicted model, not a curated record. NCBI's taxonomy places the organism in Eukaryota, Metazoa, Arthropoda, Insecta, Hemiptera, Aphididae. The coding region runs from base 646 to 1884 and encodes 412 amino acids. The transcript has 5 exons.
UUGUGCGUCUAUUGUUCUGUUAUGUUUUUAUUCGGUAGAAACGGCGUUUGUGUGUGUGUGUGUGAUGCGAGUUGAAUCGGCCGCGCGGCGGCUUCGGCUGCGGGAGAGAAGAUGGAUGGAUGGAUGUGCUCGGCGGUACGUAUCAAACGUUCGCCGCUCCCGCCUCCGCCGGUCUACGUCGCCGACAACCAAACCGGUUUCGUUUCCUCGACCGCGCGCGUUUGUGUGUGUUGUUGUUGCCGUGUGGUCGUUCGUUCGUUUUCUCGUGCGUGUGUGCGCUUCUAUAACAUUAUCGUCGUCGUCGUCGUCGUCGCACUCUCUCCUCUGACAUACACACACACACCACUAGCUCUCUCUCUCAAUCUGUCUCUUUUUUUUUCCGCCCCAGCAAACCCCUGCACCCCUACUAUCACUCUUCGUAUUUACCGCGUGUAUUCCUUACUUAAUAAUACACUCUCGUCUCUCCUGUACUCAUGUAAUAAUACAUUAUAAUACGAGCACACAGUUUUACGACGAAUGGUGUCAAGAAUCUUUAAAGACGAAAUUAAUAUAUAUUUUUACAUAUAGUUACACGUAUUUACGCCUAUGUAGCUGUGCAUGCGUGACGAGAUUUAUAUAUUAUAGAGAAAAGAAUAAAACAUUCGUAUGUAUCGCAGUCGGGUUUGGGGUAUCCUGGACUCGAAAACUGGUAGCAUGGAAACGUUAAUUGAUUCGGCCAGUUCGAAAACCAUCAAUUACGCUUAUACCUCCUCGGUAAUUGCUGACGAUGAAUUCAUUAACGCCGCCGCACCCCCACACCAGCGUCCGAUGUUGCCGCCGCCACCACCUACUUCACAAGCUUCGCCAUCACCGCCACAGCAACCUAGUGACGUAUAUGACUGCUGCGUAUCGCUGGACGGAAUACCCAUCAAACACGAGUUUCAGUACACCUUUUCCGACACCGACGGGCAUGGGAAAAUCACCAAACACGAUGUCGAAGGACUGGCAACAAAAAUUCUCGAGUCUAUGUAUGGUACGACGUCGAAAUUCUCAUCGCGCGGCCAGCGAACCGUCAAAGUGACGCUUAACAUCAGACAAUCGGUCGCGGUAGUCGUGGACGGCGCGACGACUGGUACGCCGUACCGAGGUCACCAGAGCAGCCGCGAGCGCAAGACCAAAUCGUCGACGGAUAGACAUCAUCGUAGCAGGACGGAUGCGAUCGAAUCUGGAGUGUUCGACGAUGCGACACUGUUGGAACAGUCAGGUUAUCCUUCGGUUUACGACGGUGUCAAAGGGUCCUGGCUGCCGCAUCACAGGAGUGCCAAGCUGGGAGCACAGCGUUACAGGCGCGAACAACUGAUCGAAAUGGUACAAAGAAGUCUGGCGGAAAACUUGAGUUUUCAAAAUCAAAGAAAAUCCAAUAAGCCGGAGGUCGUUUACCACAGGCCGCGGACGAAGCGUCGCCAGACCGGAGCUCAACCGGCCAAGGUGGCGUGGAGCCCGUACGACUUCGAACCGGUUGCAUACAUCCCUUCGCACCAACACCACCACCUCCAGCAGCAGCAGCAGCACCGACAGUACGAGCACCUCAAGAACGUCAGGAGCCAGCAGCAGCAGUUGUACAGUAACGGUGUGACGGCCGAGGAGCACGCGGUCAAGUAUUCGUCGAGUCACUCCCGACAACACCACCGAGCCGCCGCGGUAGUCAGCGGCAGCAACCUGCAACAGUCGAAGGACUCGGCCGCGGCGGCCACCACCACCACUGCAGCCGCGACCGCCGCCCAGGAGCAGACCAAAAACAUCGAUCAUCAGCGCUACAAGCGUGCCAAAUUAGCGUCCAAGAAGAUCCAUCAUCACAUACACGAACACCAUCAUUAUCAUCACUACGACUAUUACAUCGUUUAGAUGUAAGACAAACAGUGUGUGUGUGUGUGUGCGCGCGCGAGAGAGAGAAAUAGAACAACAAAAUAGAACUGUUUAAUUCCUUUUCAUCAUGUAUAUUGUCACAACAUUAUUAUUAUUAUAUAAUACACAUUAUGUUAGUGUUUUUACGAACAUGUUUGCGCUGCACUGGACCGACCGGGUCGGCGACAUCGACAGAAAGCUUCUUUUCCUGCCAUAACAUUAUAUAUAGGUACUUAGAUUCCUUUAAUCCCUAUCCAAUCAUCAUCAAAUCACAACAAUACAAACAUAUCCAUUAAAACAUUCAAGUUUGGUUGUACGCCCUGCUCGUCUGCGUAUGUAUAUAUAUAUAUAUAUAUAUAUAUAUAUAUAUAUACAUCUUAUAUACACGCACAGUGCCAACUAUAAUUUAUUAUUAUCAUUAUUAUUAUUAUUAUUAUUAUUAUUAUUAUUAUUAUUAUUAUAUUAUUAUUUUUUUUUAACGCAUUUGUUUGAUAAUAUGCUCCUAUAUUAGGAUUUUGAUUGUGAUAUGUGUGUGCAGUAAAGUUUGAUUUGUGCGAGUAUAUGUGUAUUGUUCAAAUAUUAUACUUUCGGUGAUCUAUGCGAACACGGAUUUUUUACCGUUACUUACUAAUUUCCUCCCACAAAACAAACCAACAUCAUGUGAUCAAACUUUGAGCCACAUAUACAUAAUUAUCUGAAGUAUUUGUGAAUGUGUUUAACAGCCCAAGUUCCUCUUUUUGUAUGUGUACUAUUUUUAUUGUAUUUUUUUUUUUUUUAUAAGAUAAGUUUUUAAACAACAUUGUAAAGAACGUUAAAUUAAUAUUAUGCGAACAAAGACUAAACAUUUCUUUUCACAUACCGUAGUACAAUACCCGCAGUCGCUGCAACACCUGCCGCAGUGCUGCAGUUUUUUUAAAAUGAUUUUUUUUUAAACUAUUAACGUCUAACGAUUAUAAUAUUAUCAAUUGUGUAUAAGUAUGCUAUAAAAUAUGAUAUUAUUCUCUGGCUGUGCUCUCGCUAGAAUUUAAUAUUGCUAAUAUACGAAUUGUAAAAAAAAAACAUACGAAAUUUCAAUUUGACUUGUGUAAAUUUUGACUGUCAUUUAUAUUAUAAUGUUCACUGUUCAACAAUAAUAUAUUAUACUAUAAAAUAAAAUAAAAUCUGACAAACAAUAAAA